GGACAAGUUACUGAGUUGAAUUAGACAUUUCAGUCAGUGUAAGCUGUGGGCAAAUGUGGAUGCUACGAUACAACUGAGGUAGUGAGGGCUCCGCUUCAGACGGCUUAUAACCAUUUUCUUGUUUUUCUAACAAAUAUCAGGUAUUGCUGCUCCGUGCUCCGCAGGGGCCAAUCCUGAGCGACUUACCACCAGCUCAGGGAUGUUCAAGCUGGAGAUUGAACUCAAGAGAGGCCACAACCUGGCCGUACGAGACCGAGGCGGCAGCAGUGAUCCAUAUGUCAAGAUCAAACUCGGUAAUAAAGAUGUGUUCAGGAGCAAAACCAUCCACAAAAACCUCAACCCAUUGUGGGAUGAGAGGACGACUGUAAUAAUGGAUAGUCUGAGUGAACCUUUGCAUGUCAAGGUGUUUGACUAUGACUUUGCCUUUCAAGAUGACUUCAUGGGUUCAGCUUACCUCAACGUGGAGUCUCUGGAGCAGCAGAGGUCGAUACCUGUAACUCUGGUGCUGAAGGACCCACAGUAUCCCGAUCAGGAUCUGGGCACCGUGGAGCUCGCUGUCACCCUGACGCCUAAAGAAAGUCCCAUAGAGGAGCGACGAGACUCAAUGCAGCAGCAGUCAAUGCGUCUCUCAGAGAUGCAUCGGAAAUCACAACUCUGGCGAGGGAUUGUCAGCAUUUCGUUAAUCGAAGGUCGUAACCUGACUCCCAUGGACCCCAAUGGCCUGAGUGACCCAUACGUCAAGUUCAGACUGGGGCACCAGAAGUACAGGAGCAAGUGUGUGCCAAAGACCCUGAGUCCACAGUGGAGGGAGAAGUUUGAUAUGCAUCUGUUUGACGAAAAAGGAGGAGUGUUGGAGAUCACUGUGUGGGACAAGGACACCGGCAGGAGAGAUGACUUCAUUGGACGCUGCCAGCUGGACCUCUCUGCUCUGGCUAAAGAACAAACCCAUCACCUGGAGGUGCCGCUGGAAGAGUCCCGGGGCCACAUUGUGCUGCUGGUCACGCUUACCGCCUCGGCCCACGUCUCCAUCUCUGACUUGUCCGUCGCACCGCUGGACGAUCCACAGGAACACAGGGAGAUUCUCGAACGAUACGGUUUGCGGCAGUCGUUCUCUAACUUAAAAGAUGUGGGUAUAGUGCAGAUCAAGGUGAUGAGAGCAGAAGGUCUCAUGGCUGCAGAUGUAACUGGUAAGAGUGACCCUUUCUGUGUGCUGGAGCUGAAUAACGACAGACUUCAGACACACACUGUUUACAAGAACCUAAAUCCAGAGUGGAAUAAAGUCUUCACCUUUAAUGUGAAAGACAUUCACUCAUUGUUGGAGCUGACAGUGUUUGAUGAGGACAGAGACAGGAGCGCUGACUUCCUGGGAAAAGUUGCCAUUCCCUUAUUGCAUAUACGAAACGGUGAGCAGAAGAGCUACACAUUAAAGAAUAAGGAGCUGACGGGUCCAACCAAAGGAGUCAUCUACCUAGUGAUCGAUGUCGUCUACAACACUGUCAAAGCUGCUUUGAAGACUGUGGUCCCUGCAGAACCGAAAUAUAUCGAGGAAGAACCAAAAGUCUCCAAACAGUUGCUCCAGCAGAAUUUCAAUCGCGUCAAGCGGUUCAUCAUGGUCCUGAUCAGCUACGGGACGUACAUCAACAGCUGCUUCGAGUGGGAGUCUGCACCAAGGAGCAUCAUCUCCUUUUUGCUAUUUGUGGUGGUUGUGUGGAACUUUGAGCUCUACAUGGUGCCACUGGCCUUGCUGCUGCUGCUGGUCUGGAACUACAUCUUCUCCUCAAGCAGGGAAACAGGCGACAUGUCAAUGGAGGCCAUGUUUGAAUGGGAGGAUGAAGAGGAGGAUAAAGAAGACAAGGACUCAGAGCCCAAGGGCUUCAUGGAUAAACUAUAUGCCAUCCAGGACGUGUUCAUCAGUGUGCAGAAUGCUCUGGAUGAGGCGGCGUCUUAUGGAGAGAGGAUAAAGAACACUUUUAACUGGACAGUGCCUUUUCUAAGCUGGUUGGCGAUCACUGCCUUUUGUUUGGCCACAGUUCUUCUCUACCUCCUACCUCUUCGAUACCUUGUGCUCGCAUGGGGUGUGAAUAAAUUCACCAAGAAGCUUCGUAAUCCGUACUUGAUUGACAACAAUGAGGUUCUUGACUUUCUCUCCAGAGUCCCCUCCGAUGUUCAAGUGAUGCAGUAUCGUGAGCUAAGGGUCGACCCUGGACAAAGCCCCAACAAACGUAGGAGGACCAAUCUGAGCUAACCGUCACAUCCACGUAGCAUCUGUCCCCCUCUCUGCUGGAAAACUCCCCUGUAAACAGUGUAAACUAUGUUAUUUACAUAUCUCUUAUAUAUUUUGAUGAUGAAAAAUGUUGUUAUGUUUUGUUAUUGUGGAGAGUCACUGAUUUGUUUUUUAAGUUUUGAUCUAAGUCUUGAAGAGAGAUGCUUCUGAGAAAAGCAGGCAUGUUUUUUAAUUUGUUGUAAUAAUAUAAACCUGACGUUAUGUGUGGUAAUAAUUUAUGUUAUGAAUAUACAUGUGCAUAUAUGAAGAUUUGCUGCUGUUGCAUGGAAUCAAUGCAUCUCAGGUUUAAGUAGUUUUUUUACCUUUUGUCUUUUUAACUCUAUUUAUUGUUCAGUGUUAUUUUAAAAACAGAGCUGCAUGUUAUAACUGCCACUGUUAUUCCAUUUAUGACAGUAUAUACGCAUAAACCCAUAUAUUUCACUCAGUAAAUAAUUCCUCAUAUGAAACACAAGGUCUGAGUUGGUCAAAUCCACACAACAACAUUGAUCGUAAACGUGCAAACUGAAAAUUAUCCCUGUCAGCAGGAUUUCGUGCUAACUUUGCCCAUUUAACCCAAAAACUGUAACAUCAUUUUCUUGAAGGUGAUUAUGCAGUGAAAGGGACAUUCUACAAUUUUUUAGGUUCCAGUUUAGGAGUGCUACUCUGCGAUUUAAAACCCUUCUCUCUUUUGGGUCAGGCAGCUCCAUCGACAGCUGUGAGAUCACAUGAUGCAAAAUAACUCAAAGUCACUCAAGUGUUGUACUUAUGUGCAAAUUUAAAGUACUUGUAAUGAGUGUUUCCAUUUAGACCACUAGCAGAUUCAGAUUAAUAAUGCCAAAUAUAUAUAUAUAUAAAAACAGAGAAAUUAUGGUGUAUUUUUGUAUUAUGCUGGGUUAAGAUGAAGCUUGACUAAUCCCCCUAUUUGACCCACUUUUAACAGCUGCAACAUUAAGGUAACAAUAGUAAAAAUACAUUAUUCUGAAAUGGCAUUUUCCCAUUCACCCAUUAACACCCACAUUAAUACAGUGCAUCCAUGUACACAUCUCUCACACUGCUGGCACAGCGGGCACGGUACUGUGACUCACUCCUGAGUCAAGGUUGCUUCAACAUAAAAUAAUAACAAAUUUCAGCAAACGUCUUCCAUUACAACCCAGACCAGAUUGCUAUGCACAUACAAGGAUUGGAGCCCAUACAGGAGUGUUUUGCAUAUAUAAGCAGUAUAACCGUAGUAAAUCAACAGGGGCUCAACAACCGCAGGGAUCAGAGUUUCAUAUUGAGUUCAGAGGAAAGUUACUAGAGCCAAUUAUGGCUUUGAUUGAUUUCCUGUUUACUGUUUUUGCAGUGAUGCACACAUCCUACCUUUCCAUCAAUGUAUAUGGUGUCAUCAUUGUUGUUUAUGUAUGAUAUAGAACUUUUCUAGUUGUUUUACAGUAGAGCAUUUUGUCAUUCAUCCAUUGACACAAAUAUUCAUAUUGUGCAUCUAUGGGUUCGGUAGGACACUUUUCUAACCUAUUGAAUUAUAUAUCUUGGUUUGAUUUGCUUUUAUGUCGACAGUUUAAAUCUUAUGUAGGAUUUAUUCAGUCAUUCAGAAAUUGUGUUUUUCCAGGAAAUAACUUCAAGAUAUAGAAUUGUGUUUAUUUUCUUUAUCAACCUUUUCUUUUUGCAUAAUUCUCACAUCUGCCACGUUAUUUUCACUUUCCAUUGUUUCCUAUUUUGCUUUGGGCCAAAUGUAUGAUUAGUGUGAUGUGUGUUGGUGUGAAGUUUUCGGGACAAUCACAACAGUUUGUGUCAGGUGAGUUCCCAUCCGGACGGUUUUUGGAAUUGAUCUCCUGCAUGUCUGUGUACGCUGUCAUUCGUGUGUGUCAAAGUGUUUAUGCAUGACCAAACAGAAACUAUAUGCAAGUGCAUUUAUGGAUGCUGAAUGUGAAGUGCAUCUAAUAUGUGUGUUGCUUGUAUGUGACGUCCAGGUCCACCUGAGCUUCCAGGUGAGGAGAGAGGAAGCGUUGUUAAAUCGUAUGUGCUGUUUCCUCUCUCCAACAAAUCCUCUCUCCUGCCAUGUUGCACACACUAUGUUUACAAUGGGUAUCUGCUGCUGUUGACGAUUUACUGGGAUUGUAAUGAAGGACCAGCUGUAAGAACUGUGUAGCAUUUAUCUCAGAAAAUAUAUUUCUACACAUCAA
This is a messenger RNA of Pleuronectes platessa (European plaice), 4443 nucleotides long. It is a transcript of the gene mctp1b, whose product is annotated as multiple C2 domains, transmembrane 1b. The transcript has 20 exons. The record is from RefSeq and is a predicted model, not a curated record. Lineage: Eukaryota; Metazoa; Chordata; Actinopteri; Pleuronectiformes; Pleuronectidae. Gene Ontology annotation, cellular component: synaptic vesicle membrane. Gene Ontology annotation, biological process: regulation of neurotransmitter secretion. Gene Ontology annotation, molecular function: calcium ion binding. The coding region runs from base 200 to 2245 and encodes 681 amino acids.